AUGUCUCGUCCUCUUUCGUCGUUCCCCUCUCCGCCCACCCGUCGUGAAUCCGUAAACAAUCCUCGCUAUUCGAUUAUUCGUACCAACGAUGGACCCACCGCAGAUUCUGGAGGUAAUCGCAAUUCCUCUGUUGCACCUUCGAACGGCCCUGUGAUGCCUUCGUCAACUAGUUCCCCUUUUCCGGUGCCCAGCGAGCAUGUGCUUCGCACCCAUCGUCCCCCCACCCUCAAUCUCACUUCUUCGUCACAAUUUGAGCCCCGACGCAGCGUUGCACCCUCGUUCAACAGCGAAUAUAACACAUCCACACCACCCGACUCGCCCAACGCCUCUACCUUUGUUCCUGAGGCUGAUCUGCGCCGCGAGAAGAUGAAACGGGUGACCCGUAGGCUGGGUGAGGGCGUGCCCAGUCACCUCGUGUUCCCCGCGGAUGCCAGCGGCGAUGUCGACGACGAAGAGAGACCCCUGCUCGUUCAUAAAGCUUCACACUCUAAACAUCACAGGCACUCCCGCCGCGACACUAUGUCAGAUCAUGCUGUGCCUUCGAAAUCUCGAGGCAAGGAACCUAUCCGUGCGUUCAAUGGUCCCAUCCCUUUCGAUGAGAUGUGUGGGCCGUGGCAGAAAUGCUAG
Molecule: messenger RNA, 627 nt
Organism: Sparassis crispa
Lineage: Eukaryota; Fungi; Basidiomycota; Agaricomycetes; Polyporales; Sparassidaceae
Exons: 2
Coding region: 1-627 (208 amino acids)
Source: RefSeq, a predicted model, not a curated record